Rhododendron vialii is the source of this 947-nucleotide messenger RNA. RefSeq names its product auxin-binding protein ABP19a-like. The coding region runs from base 169 to 801 and encodes 210 amino acids. Gene Ontology annotation, cellular component: cell wall. The transcript has a single exon. NCBI's taxonomy places the organism in Eukaryota, Viridiplantae, Streptophyta, Magnoliopsida, Ericales, Ericaceae. Gene Ontology annotation, molecular function: manganese ion binding. The record is from RefSeq and is a predicted model, not a curated record.
UCAAAGCAAAACCUUGUGGUUCUCAUUCACUUAACUACAUUCUGAGCAUAACCCUCCUAUGGAAAAUCAUUCAGUGAUCCCGGGGCACUAAUUUCGUACAACUUGUCUAUAUAAACACACCAAGCUCUUUGCGAAAACCUUCCACCCAUCAUCAAAGCAACCAAAUUCAUGAAACUAAAAAUGCUGCAAAUUUUCUUCCUCUUCUCUCUCUUACUGUUCUCCUCCUCUCAUGCCUUAGACUUUUGUGUCGCGGACCUAAAGGGUCCUAUCGGCCCUUCAGGGUACUCCUGCAAAAUCCCUGCUAAAGUCACGGUCGAGGAUUUCGUGUUUUCACUAGGAAAGGCUGGAAACACUUCAAACAUCAUCAAAGCCGCAGUCACUCCAGCAUUUGCCGCCCAGUUUCCGGGUGUCAAUGGGCUUGGUAUCUCCAUGGCACGGUUAGACCUAGCCCCAGGUGGCGUCAUCCCAAUGCAUACACACCCGGGUGCAUCGGAACUCCUACUUGUAGUGCAGGGUUCUAUCCUUGCCGGAUUCAUUUCCUCUGAUAAUUCUGUUUAUUUGAAGACACUCAAAAAGGGUGAUAUCAUGGUUUUCCCUCAAGGGUUGUUGCAUUUUCAAAUAAAUGCUAAAGGAAAAACCGCGAUUGCUUUUCCGAGUUUUAGUAGUCCCGAUCCUGGGCUCCAAAUCCUUGAUUUUGCAUUGUUCGCAAAUAACCUGCCUUCUGUUAUUGUGGAGAAGACUACUUUCCUUGAUGAUGCUACUGUGAAGGCUCUCAAGGCUGUUCUUGGUGGUACCGGCUAACUUGUAUUGCCAAGGAAACUGGUUUUUUUUUUGGGUCUUGAACUUCAUUGUUAGUGUGCUUUAAUUCCAGUUGCUUUUAUGUAAUUGAGUUCAUUGAGCUAAUGACUCUUCUGAUUAUUGAAAUGUUGUGAAAUUUUUUGUUCAAA